Symbiodinium sp. CCMP2592 is the source of this 1557-nucleotide messenger RNA. Lineage: Eukaryota; Dinophyceae; Suessiales; Symbiodiniaceae. The record is from the annotation of a GenBank genome assembly.
AUGCCAUGUUUCAAUGAUGACGGGGACUACGUGGGGCCGCUCUUGCGCUGCCCGCAUUCACAUGCAGAUCGAGCCUGCGGUUUUCAGGAUGGCACUUGGAAAUCGGCCGCCACGGCGGCUUACCCUUCGGAGUUCGCUGCUUUCUUCGCCCGUCUCUCUUUGAGUGUGGUGCCUGAGCUGAGGGCCGUGGCUGACUCCGACCUGAUCCCAGCUAACAUCCCUUCAUCCGCCGAAGCCUUUGCCACGGAGUGCAUCACACGCGGUUCUUUCGAUCGUGCUUCAGUUCAGAUUCUUUUCGACUUGCUUCCUAAGACUCGGCCCCAUAAGAUCACAGGCAAUGCAGAACCUGGCACCGCUUUCUUUGGAGGCACUGUGCACCAGGAGGGUCUCACCGCACCACGGUCCACUUGUUUUACAUUCCCCGAGUCCAUGCGUGUGAUCAAUGCUUUUCUUCACUCCGUGGACCCGCACCACCGUUACGCUGCUUUUGUUCUCACAAAGAACGUUACUAGUGAGGUUCAUCGUGAUCCGCGGAACGCAGAUGUGCCCAACUUGAUUGUGGCAAUUUCCUCCUUUUCUGAUGGUGGCAUUUGGGUACAGGAUGACUCAGGUACCCAGGCACUGUACACUCCUUACUUACAAGACGGACCCGUCUACCUGGAUGCCCGUGGAUGUUUGCAUGCUACCCAACCUUGGGUUGGGGAUCGUCUCAUCGCCAUUGCAUACACCCCUCAGAACGUGCACCUGCUCUCUGCUGAUGAUUCGGCUUUUCUGGCUUCAUUGGGCUUUCCUGUCUUGGAUUCCUCUCCUGCGGGGGGGGAGGCACCAGCGGAAUCCUUCGUUUCCUCAGACAACUUCACCUUGGCUGCAGCAGUGCCGGCUCGCGCUUUCGGGCAGCCCAUGAUCUGCAAGUUUGAAAUGGGCAAGCAAGAGUUUGUGGACAGCUUCGGGUUGUGUUCGCCUGGCCGUUGGGCUCCCGAGGCGAGAGAGAAGUUGGCGUCGAGUGAUGAGGUGGCACAUGCAGAGGGAAUUCGCGGAUUGCUACGAGACUUUGUGAUUGAUCAGCUGAAAGACCCCAAGGACAUGGCGUUCCGUCUCGCGACGGGCCAUGUGAAGAAUUCUCCUUUCGCGGAGUCUGCCUUGCAGAAGUUGAGGCAGAGGAUCGUCGGGUUGAUCCCAGGGGCGUCUUCAGACCUGCUGCGUGUACCCGAGCGGCAGCCGUUCCACUUGUACUUGCUGGCCGAGUCGCUGAGGCUACUUGGUGACCCCGACUGGGAGAUUCUUGUGCAGGGGGAAGAGUGUUAUGCCGAGGGGAUGCCGGUGGGCUUCGACUCGCCACUGCCAACGGCGCCGCAGGUGUUCCGGCCGAGGGACCGCUUCCGCAAGCUGGAUGAGAGUGAGUUUGAACCGCAGAUGCAGAACUACUCUUCUGCCGAGCUGUCUUCAGAUAAGAUCGAAGAGCACUUCAGGGCUGAGGAGCGGGAAGGCUUGAUGGUGGCGACGACUGAAGGGGCCGUGAAGGCGGAGUACGGCGGCCGCCAUGGGGGCCAUUCUUAA